This is a messenger RNA of Penicillium concentricum, 831 nucleotides long. RefSeq lists its product as uncharacterized. The record is from RefSeq and is a predicted model, not a curated record. The transcript has 3 exons. Lineage: Eukaryota; Fungi; Ascomycota; Eurotiomycetes; Eurotiales; Aspergillaceae. Bases 1 to 831 code for a protein of 276 amino acids.
AUGAAGACUUACAUUGCACUACUAGCUCUCUCUGCCAUUGGAGCAUGUGCUCAUGGCGAAGAAGCGAGCACAGAGAUGGGCCCGGCUGCCUUUCUGUGGCCACCGGAUCGUCUCUGGGGUGCAGCAUAUGACAACAACGCCCCGUGUGGCUCAUCAACCGGGGCCGUGAAUCGAACAAACUUUCCACUGAUCAACGGCAAGCUCGCACUUGUGAUCCAAGACGAGUCAUGGAAUGUGCAGGUUGCAAUCUCUCACAAAAGCAACCCAACUACCAAUGCCGAUUUCGAAGCCUUCGUUGACGGCUCGAGUCUUGCUGAUGUCGACCCAGGACACGAAUGCUACUCCGUCCCCAACCCAUCUGUUGACGUGGAAGAGGGAAUGAACGCUACUUUCCAGAUCAAAUACACUUCGGAUUUCGACACCGACAAAAAUGAAACCUACUACGCAUGCGCAGACGUCACUUACAUUGCGGCUAGCAAGUUCACCUACCAAGUCCCUUGCUUUAAUGUAACAACAGAUGAGUUUGCCGAGGUGACAACCACGGCCGCGGCUGGUUCUACUGCUACUGCCAAGUCGGACACAGCAAAGAACACAAGUACCACGAGCGAGAAGGACUCUGGUCUUUCAGGUGGCGCUAUUGCGGGUAUUGUAAUUGGGUCCGUGGCUGGAUUGGCUAUUGGAUUGGCCUUGCUGUUCUUUUAUAGAAGACUUCUGCAGAAGUAUCGCUUCUUCCGGCAGAAGGCAUCCGCCCGGAAUGUGGAUUGGAAUGAGGAGGCGGCUCAUCAUAAAGUCGAGGAUGAAACUCCAAUUGGGCUUCGCAAGAUUAGGUGA